AUUUUAGUUAUUACCCACAAAAAUUUUUGGGCUCUAAAUAUUUGACUGUCAAACUAGUACUCCUCCUUAGUCUUUACAUCAACAACACCCACAACCUCUCUCUCUCUCUCUCUCUCUCUCUCUCUCUGAAACAAGUCUGGUCAUUGAUCUUCCUUAGCUACGCAGAUUCUUUUGUUGCGUUGAGAAGGUGAAAUUAAAAGGCGGUCUGCUCGAUACUUUGUUUUUGUGAUAAUGGCUUCUGGAUUAAUAGAUUCAAGUAGAAAUGCAGUUGGUGUUGAUCGAGUGCGUGAUGGAAUGAAUGGCAUGAAAAUUAGGGAUGACAAGGAAAUAGAAACAACUUUUGUUGAUGGAAAUGGGACAGAAGCAGGCCAUAUAAUUGUCACAACUAUCAGUGGCAAAAAUGGCGAACCAAAACAGACGAUAAGCUACAUGGCUGAGCGUGUGGUAGGGAAUGGAUCUUUUGGAGUAGUAUUCCAGGCUAAGUGUUUGGAAACUGGUGAAACUGUUGCUAUAAAAAAGGUUCUUCAAGACAAGCGGUACAAGAACCGGGAGUUACAAAUGAUGCAUCUUCUGGACCACCCCAAUGUUGUGUGCUUGAAGCACUGCUUCUUUUCAACAACUGAAAAGAAUGAGCUCUAUCUUAACCUUGUGCUUGAGUAUGUACCUGAGACAGUCUAUCGGGUGAUCAGACACUACAAGAAGAUGCAUCAAAGGAUGCCUUUGAUAUACGUGAAAAUUUACUUUUACCAGAUAUGUAGAGCACUCGCAUACAUUCAUAAUACUGUUGGAGUGUGUCACAGGGAUGUAAAGCCUCAAAAUUUACUGGUCAAUCCACAUACCCACCAAGUUAAACUCUGUGACUUUGGAAGUGCUAAAGUCUUGGUAUCAGGGGAAACAAAUAUAUCUUACAUCUGUUCUAGGUACUACCGAGCACCUGAACUUAUUUUUGGUGCAACUCAGUACACCUCAGCCAUUGACAUGUGGUCUGCUGGCUGUGUUCUUGCUGAACUAUUGCUUGGAGAGCCUCUCUUUUCUGGUGAAAGUGCAGUAGACCAGCUUGUUGAAAUCAUUAAGGUUUUAGGUACCCCAACUAGGGAGGAAAUUAAGUGUAUGAAUCCUAACUACACAGAAUUUAAGUUUCCCCACAUUAAAGCUUAUCCAUUGCACAAGAUAUUCCACAAGCGUGUGCCCCCUGAAGCUGUGGAUCUUGUCUCAAGACUACUUCAGUACUCUCCAAAUCUUCGUACUACAGCUCUGGAGGCUAUGGUUCAUCCCUUCUUCGAUGAGCUUCGUGACCCUAACACCUGCCUACCGAAUGGACGUCCACUUCCCCCACUGUUCAACUUUAAGGCCCAUGAACUAAAGGAAGUGUCACCAGAGAUGGUGGUCAAGCUGAUCCCAAAGCAUGCAAGAAAGGAGUGCACCUACUUUGGAUUGUCAUGAGGUUCUUUCCGUUGAUAUAUACUCCCUGCUGGAAAAAUGUUGCCUUCUGUAUAAAUGUAGCUAGUGGCUAGUUUUAGAGUGAUUAAAUGGUUCUCUUAUAUUUAUUUUUAUCCCAGUUCAUUUGUUCCCUGUUAUUUUAUUUUUUCACAUUUGUCCUUCCACCUUGUUUCUAGAAUGGAAGUUAAAGUUCUGGUUAAUAUGUAUUUAACACCCUCAUAGGUGUGCUGAUCCAUCAGUCUUUAUAGGCUACAGAUUUUGACAUGUUGGAGUUCCCAUAGAAUGUUCCUGUGAAACUGGAAUAUAUUCCUCACAUCAAAAUGUAAUUAUUUAUUUAUUUA
Messenger RNA from Quercus robur (English oak), 1781 nucleotides. Its product is annotated as glycogen synthase kinase-3 homolog MsK-3-like. Gene Ontology annotation, molecular function: ATP binding; protein serine/threonine kinase activity. Gene Ontology annotation, cellular component: cytoplasm. Bases 232 to 1443 code for a protein of 403 amino acids. The record is from RefSeq and is a predicted model, not a curated record. Gene Ontology annotation, biological process: protein phosphorylation; signal transduction. NCBI's taxonomy places the organism in Eukaryota, Viridiplantae, Streptophyta, Magnoliopsida, Fagales, Fagaceae. The transcript is spliced from 13 exons.